CCUCGCGUCACACGAACGCGAGUUCCACGCGAAGAAAGCUCGGGGUGCGCGAGACAGGAGCGAGCGGGAGGCGCGCGAGGCAGGGCGGGACGGAUCGCGGCGGUGUAGGAUGUGAAAGCUCGGUUCCGCUCAGAAACCCGCUCAGCAAACCCAAACCUCAGCCCGGAGCAGCGCGAGACGAGCUCAAACCGAACCCGCGCGGACAGGAAUGGACAUAAAGGACCAGAGCGCGCAGAUGGAGCCUCUGCUUCCGCCGGUACAGAGCACCGUGAGCAGUGAAGGGAGGAAUGAUGAGGAGGCGGUGCUGGACAGAGGUGGGACUCGCUCCAUGCUCAAUACUAACUUUGAAAAGGAGGAGCUGGAAGGUCAUCGUACUCUGUACAUCGGGGUUCACGUCCCUCUGGGCCGGAGAUCACACAGACGCCACCGCCAUCAUGGACACCGUCACCGUAAACGCUCCAGAGAACGAGACUCGGGGACUGAGGACGGCCGAGAGUCUCCGUCCUUCAUGGACACGCCCUCUCAGAGGGUGCAGUUCCUGUUGGGGAUGGAGGACGAGGAUGAAGAGCACAUUCCUCACGCGCUCUUCACUGAACUGGAUGAGAUCUGUCUGAGAGAGGGAGAGGAUGCAGAGUGGAAGGAGACUGCUCGGUGGCUGAAGUUUGAGGAGGAUGUGGAGGAUGGAGGCGAGAGGUGGAGUAAGCCGUAUGUAGCGACGCUCUCUCUGCACAGCCUGUUCGAGCUCCGGAGCUGCAUCCUCAACGGCAUCGUCAUGCUGGAUAUGAGAGCUAACUCGCUGGAGGAGAUCGCAGACAUGGUCCUGGACCAGCAGGAGACGUCCAUCGCUCUGGGAGAAGAGGUUCGUAAGAAGAUCCGUAACGCUCUUCUUAAACAGCACCACCAUCAGAACCAGAAGAAACUGGCCAAUCGCAUCCCCAUCGUCCGCUCCUUCGCCGACAUCGGGAAGAAGCAGUCUGAGCCACACUCCAUGGAUAAGAAUGGUCAGAUGGUGUCUCCUCAGUCUCAACCCCCUUGUACCGAAUCCCGGAGUGACGGCAGUCGGGAGAACAGUGCGGUGGACUUCAGUAAGAUAGAUCUGCAUUUCAUGAAGAAGAUCCCGCCGGGAGCAGAGGCCUCCAACAUACUGGUUGGUGAACUGGAGUUCUUAGAAAAGCCGGUGGUGGCGUUCGUGCGUCUCUCUCCUGCUGUGCUGCUCAACGGCCUGGCUGAGGUUCCCAUCACCACCAGGUUUCUGUUUAUCCUGCUGGGGCCGAUGGGAAAAGGGCCACAGUACCACGAGAUCGGACGCUCCAUCGCUACGAUAAUGACGGAUGAGGUGUUCCAUGACGUGGCGUAUAAAGCGAAGGACCGGAGUGAUCUGGUCGCCGGUAUUGAUGAGUUUUUGGACCAGGUGACGGUUCUCCCACCAGGAGAGUGGGACCCAACCAUCAGAAUAGAACCGCCCAAGAACGUGCCAUCUCAGGAGAAAAGAAAAAUUCCUCCUUUACCGAACGGAGUGACGGAUUUAGGAGAGGAAGGAGAACACGGAGGCCAUGGAGGUCCUGAAUUACAGCGCACAGGAAAGUUUUUUGGAGGGUUUUUUAUGGAUAUAAAGCGAAAAGCUCCGCAUUACCUGUCUGAUUAUACCGACGCCAUCAGUCUGCAGUGUUUAGCCUCCUUCCUCUUCCUGUACUGCGCCUGCAUGUCCCCCGUCAUCACCUUCGGAGGCCUGCUGGGAGAAGCUACAGAGGGGCGAAUAAGUGCUAUAGAGUCUCUGUUUGGUGCCUCUAUGACGGGUAUAGCAUACUCCCUGUUUGCUGGGCAGCCUCUCACCAUCCUGGGGAGCACAGGGCCGGUCCUGGUAUUCGAGAAGAUCCUCUUCAAAUUCUGCAAGGAAUAUGGUCUGUCCUACCUCUCACUGCGAGUGUGUAUCGGGCUGUGGACGGCGUUCUUCUGUCUGCUGUUGGUCGCUACAGACGCCAGUUCACUGGUGUGUUACAUCACGCGGUUCACAGAGGAAGCCUUCGCCUCGCUCAUCUGCAUCAUCUUCAUCUACGAGGCUCUGGAGAAGCUGGUGCAUUUAGGAGAGCACUACCCCUUUAACAUGCACGGUGACCUCAACAAGCUCACGCAGUACUCCUGUGUUUGCACAGAGCCCAAAGACCCCAGUAACGCCACUCUGCGCUACUGGCAGGAGAAGAACAUCACCACCUCUGAGGUGGACUGGCUCGGCCUGGAUGUGAAGGGCUGUAUGAUGUACAGGGGAGAGUUCCAGGGCAGCGCCUGUGGUCAUCACGGCCCGUAUAUCCCAGAUGUGCUGUUCUGGUCCGUCAUCCUGUUCUUCGCCACCGUCGCCAUGUCCUCCUUCCUCAAAGAGUUCAAGACCAGCCGUUACUUCCCCACUAAAGUGAGGCAGAUCAUCAGUGACUUUGCAGUUUUUAUCACCAUCGUCACCAUGGUGGGAAUUGACUUUGCACUGGGAGUUCCAUCCCCCAAACUGCAGGUUCCCAAUGAGUUUAAACCAACCAGAGAUGAUCGAGGCUGGAUCAUAAGCCCUCUGGGACCAAACCCGUGGUGGACAACCAUCAUCACCUCCAUCCCAGCACUGCUCUGCACCAUCCUCAUCUUCAUGGACCAGCAGAUCACUGCCGUCAUCAUCAACAGGAAGGAGCACAAAUUAAAGAAAGGCUGUGGGUACCAUCUGGACCUGUUUGUGGUGGGCGUGAUGCUGGGCGUGUGCUCGGUGAUGGGUCUGCCGUGGUUCGUAGCUGCUACUGUUCUGUCCAUCUCGCACGUGAACAGCCUAAAGCUGGAGUCCGAGUGCUCCGCCCCUGGAGAACAGCCUAAGUUUCUGGGCAUCAGGGAGCAGCGCUUCACCGGCCUCAUGAUCUUCCUGCUCAUGGGCUGCUCUGUCUUCAUGACCUCAGUCUUAAAGUUCAUUCCGAUGCCUGUGCUGUAUGGAGUUUUCUUGUAUAUGGGAGCAUCCUCCCUAAGGGGAAUACAGUUCUUUGAUCGUCUGAAGUUGUUUGGGAUGCCAGCGAAACACCAGCCAGACUUCAUCUACCUGAGACACGUUCCUCUGAGGAAGGUUCACCUGUUCACCAUCGUCCAGCUCAGCUGCCUGGCUAUGCUGUGGAUCAUCAAAACCUCCAGAGCUGCCAUCGUUUUCCCCAUGAUGGUGUUAGCACUGGUGUUUAUUCGUAAGCUGCUGGACUUCUUCUUCACUAAGAGGGAGCUGAGUUGGCUGGAUGAUCUGAUGCCCGAGAGCAAGAAGAAGAAGUUGGAAGAUGCUCAGCAGGAGGAGAAUCAGAGUGUGAUGGUGGAGGACGAGGGGAUUGUGCAGGUUCCACUUGAAGGACAUUACAAGGAUGACCCCUCAUCAGUCAACAUCUCAGAUGAAAUGACCAAGACCUCUUUCGGAAACGUCUGGAAAAGUCUCAAUACAGAUAACGGAAAAAAAGAUCAAAGCGGAAAAAGCUCUCCGGCGGACGACACCAGGAGACCUGAGCCCCCGGCGGAGCUGCCGGACCGGGACCUGGACCGGGAAACCAGUUUGUGACGUUUCUUUGCGUGGUGUUGUUUAUAAAAUACAAUAUAAGAUUACUGUGCCACUGAAUCCGAUUAUAGCACCCCCCCACACACACACACACGCCUUCCCCUCCCUCCCGUCUCACUGUACGUCUCUUACGUUGACGUGUGCCAGUCUGCGCCCGGGCACUACCAAACAUUACCAGUCUUUUUUAAUGUAUGUUGGGAAUGUUUGGACUGUGUGUUUGUGUUGUGUGUUUGUUAUCUUUUUUCAGUCUGAUGACCUGAUCCUGGUUCACCUUUAGGAAUUUUUUAAGCUAAUUUUGUUUUUAAAUAGUUGUAUUUUGUAUGUUUUGUAUUUUUUGACAGUAGAUAUCCUUUUCAAAAACCCUUCAAAAUAUACAAACUGAUCUAUAACAGUAUUUACUGACUUUUCAUUCAGACCAUGAAAACCUAGGAUAAGGAUUACUUAUGUAAUAAACUAAAUGUAUAACUAUUAUUAUUAUUAUUAUUAUUAUUAUUAUUAUUAUUAUUGUUAAUGUAGUUUGAAAAAAGUUGAAAGAAAGGUGACAAAAUAUGAAUAUAUUUUUUUCUAAUUUAAAUUACAUUUAUGUGUCUAUAUCGAGUUCAUAACUGCUCAUAACUGUGUCUUUCUGUGUGAAUAUGAUAAAACAUGAAACAGUGAAAUGAAGAGUAUUUUAUUCACCACUAUAGUGUUUUUUAUAUGAGAUUCAUGAUUUUAAACACUAAAGGUCAAAAUUUCAGGUGUUUUAAAAAUAGUUUUGAACACUGGAUGUUGCAGCUGAUGCCACAUUAAUAAGCGAAUACUGCCAAAACCUUCUGUAUAUUAAUAUUAUAUAAAACCACAGUAUUUAUGUUCUGUUCGCACCGGUACACGUUUACGUCCGGCCAAUCCGACCGAUCACAUCACGCCACAACUGUGCACACAGGACCAGAGAUGCAAUAAUCUUUUUCAUAAGAGGGCAUUAUUAUAUAUCAUUAAUAACUAGAGAUUAAAGUCUAUCAUCUGUACAUGCAAUGCUGUAUUCUGUUUGUAUUUGUAAGAUGUGUAAUAUGUAAUAAUAAAGUGUGUAUUUAAUGUAUAGAUAGGAAUAAAAUAGAGAGAGUGAGAUACGGUGUGAAUGUUUUUUGAUGUUGACACAUUUUAACGUCUUACUUGUCGUUUCCUUUAUUCCCAUAUUUUUUUUUUAUUUUUUUUUUUAUAAUUCACUUCUAAAGCUAAACCACUGCAAAACAGGAGGAGGGGAUUUAUUCAGUGAUUUCUACUGAUGAUGUAACAGAUUUAUUCAUUAAAGAUGUAUCUUUAUGUAUCGUUACAACUGUGAUCUAUUUUCAACAAAUUAAAUGUGAAAUGAAAUUAA
Astyanax mexicanus (Mexican tetra) is the source of this 4910-nucleotide messenger RNA. Its product is annotated as sodium-driven chloride bicarbonate exchanger. Bases 209 to 3559 code for a protein of 1116 amino acids. Gene Ontology annotation, biological process: bicarbonate transport; transmembrane transport; monoatomic anion transport. The record is from RefSeq and is a predicted model, not a curated record. NCBI's taxonomy places the organism in Eukaryota, Metazoa, Chordata, Actinopteri, Characiformes, Acestrorhamphidae. Gene Ontology annotation, cellular component: basolateral plasma membrane; plasma membrane. Gene Ontology annotation, molecular function: sodium:bicarbonate symporter activity; solute:inorganic anion antiporter activity; monoatomic anion transmembrane transporter activity. The transcript has 26 exons.